Molecule: messenger RNA, 833 nt
Organism: Onthophagus taurus
Lineage: Eukaryota; Metazoa; Arthropoda; Insecta; Coleoptera; Scarabaeidae
Gene: RpL13
Product: Ribosomal protein L13
Biological process (GO): translation
Cellular component (GO): ribosome; cytosolic large ribosomal subunit
Molecular function (GO): RNA binding; structural constituent of ribosome
Source: RefSeq, a predicted model, not a curated record
GAUUUUGUUACGGUGUUUAGAUGGCGCACUAAGCCUACUUCUCUUUUACCGAAAACGUGUUGUGGUGUCGAGAAACGCACAGCUUGCGUUUAAAUAUAAAAUAUGGCUCCGAAAGGUAAUAAUAUGAUUCCGAAUGGCCAUUUCCAUAAGGAUUGGCAAAGGUUCGUGAAAACAUGGUUUAAUCAACCGGCCCGUAAAUUCCGCAGAAGGCAAAAUAGGAUUAAAAAAGCUAAAGCUAUCGCUCCUAGACCCGCUGCUGGUCCAUUAAGACCGGUAGUUCGAUGCCCUACAAUCAGAUAUCAUACUAAAGUGAGGGCUGGUCGUGGAUUUACUCUCCAAGAAUUGAAAGCAGCUGGGUUAAACUCAUCUUUUGCUCGUUCCGUUGGAGUUGCAGUCGAUUAUCGUAGAAGGAAUAAAUCCGUCGAGUCUCUCCAAUUGAAUGCUCAACGUUUGAAAGAAUACAAAUCCAAGUUGAUUUUGUUCCCACAACAUAAUAAGAAGAAGUUGCGUGCUGGUGAAGCAACAGAAGAGGAACGUAAAGUUGCUUCUCAGUUGAUUGGCGAAGUUUUGCCAAUUUCCAAAUCAGUUAUUAGAACGAAAGCGAAGGUACCUUCUGAGGAUGAGAAGAAAUUCAGUGCAUUCACCGCAUUGAGGAAGGCACGAGCUGAUGCACGUCUCGUUGGAAUCAGAGCCAAACGCGCUAAGGAAGCUGCAGAAAACACAGAUGACGUUACAAAAGCCCCGAAGGAAGCGAAGAAAUCCAAAAAAUAAAAAAGAUUUUUUUUGUAAUCUUAGACAUUUGAAUAAAUCUUUAAGUUAAAAGAAAAUAUAAA